Molecule: messenger RNA, 957 nt
Organism: Meleagris gallopavo (turkey)
Lineage: Eukaryota; Metazoa; Chordata; Aves; Galliformes; Phasianidae
Source: RefSeq, a predicted model, not a curated record
CCCACCCCGCCGGGGCGCGGCCUCGAAGGCGCAGCCGCUCCGCGCAGCGUCCGCACCCCGCGUAGCAGCGCAGCAUGGAGCGCCGGGUCGCCCGCGAGUUCCGGCACAAGGUUAAUCUGCUAAUUGACAAUGAAGCGGAGAAGGAUUACCUUUAUGAUGUGCUGCGGAUGUACCAUCAAUCUAUGAACCUUCCAGUGCUUGUGGGUGACCUAAAACUCGUGAUUAAUGAACCAAGCAGGCUACCUCUGUUUGAUGCUAUCCGCCCACUUAUUCCAUUAAAACACCAGGUGGAGUAUGAUCAGCUUACACCCAAAAGAUCAAGGAAACUGAAGGAAGUGAGAUUGGAUCGUUUGCACCCUGAAGGACUGGGAAUAAGUGUGAGAGGUGGAGCGGAAUUUAGCUGUGGCCUCUUUAUUUCCCAGUUAGUUAAAGGAGGACAAGCAGACAAUGUUGGACUGCAGGUUGGGGAUGAGAUAGUUCGUAUAAAUGGAUAUUCCAUCUCAUCAUGCACACACGAGGAAGUCAUAAACCUCAUUCGCACAAAGAAAAUAGUGUCCAUAAAAGUGAGACAUGUUGGAAUGAUACCAGUCAAAAGUUCAGCAGAUGAACCCCUUAAAUGGCAAUAUGUGGAUCAGUUUGUGUCAGAUUCUGGGGAAGGAAAGGGCAGUGUGGCUGGUCUUGCUUCUUCUGGAGGAAGAGACAGUAAAGAGAAGAAAGUCUUCAUUAGCUUGAUCGGCACAAAAGGCAUGGGAUGCAGUAUUUCCAGUGGUCCAACACAAAAACCAGGCAUUUUUGUCAGUAAUGUUAAGCCGGGUUCUCUUUCAGCAGAAGUGGGCUUAGAGGUUGGUGAUCAGAUUGUUGAGGUGAAUGGUGUGGACUUCUCGAAUGUGGAUCAUAAAGAGGUAGGAUUAAAAUUACUUAAUUCCAUUAAUAUGUAAUUGUCAGUUUUUGUUUUUU